AUGGCUGCUUCUAAUAAUAUAAUUUAUAAAAUCAUUGAAUCAAAGCUUGCUAAUGAUCAGAUAUCAGAUUUGAAAGACUAUUUGGUUAAUAACUAUUCAGAUUUGAAAAUUAUAGAUUUAAAUAAUGAGAUAUUAAAUAUUGAAAUACCUAAUAUAUCUAAAUAUAAUGAAAUUUCAAUCAUAAAUGAUAUUAAACAAUCAUGUAACAUUGAUUUAAAAUUACAAUCUACAUCUGUGUCAGAUGUGAAAACUACGGUAUUAAUUUCCGGUAUGACUUGUGGUGCUUGUUCAAGUUCAAUUACAAAUAAUUUAGAAGAUUUACCCGGGGUAUUUUCAGUUUCAAUCUCACUUGUAACGGAAAUGGGAUUAAUUGUACAUUCACCAGCAUUAACUGAAGAAAAGAUAAUUUCAAUAAUUGAAGAUUGUGGAUUUGAUGCCAAAAUACAAAAGAGAGAGAGUACUUCGAAAUAUAUAGAUACAAUUAUUGGAAUUCAAGGUAUGACAUGUGGAGCAUGUUCAAGUUCUAUAACUAAUGCAUUGGAAGAAAUUGAAGGUGUGAACAAAGUGUCAGUUUCCUUAAUUACUGAAGAAGCAUUAAUAACGCAUGAUGAAUCUGUAGUGAUUGAUUUAUUAAAAGAAACAAUUGAAGAUUGUGGAUUUAAUACAAUUUAUAUUAAAGAAGCAAAGAAUGAACAACAAGAAUUAGAAGAAGUUGUUUUAAAAAUUGUUGGAAUCCAUGAUUCUUUGGAUCUUAAUGAUUAUAGAUAUAAUGUUGAAGCUUAUUUAAAUUCAUUACCUGGUAUAUCCACAUUUGAAAUCAAAUUACGACAAUCCAAAACUGAAGAAUCAACAGCUAUGAUUAUUGAUGAAAUUGAAUUAAAUGAUGAAUUAAAAUUUAUGUAUAAUCCAACAAUUAUUGGAAUAAGAGAUAUUGUUGAUGGAUUAGAAAAUAUUGAAGAUUCAAUUGAAUACAUAGUAGUUAAUUCAAUUGAUCAAUCAUCAGAAUCACAAAUGAAUUUAUUAUCAAAAGUAAAAGAAAUAAAAUAUUGGACGAAAAUAUUUAUACAUUGUUUAGUUUUUGGUAUACCUGUUGUUAUUUUAUCACAUAGUGAAGAUUCAAAAUUUUGGAAAAACCUAGUAAUAUUCAAGGGGUUAUAUCUUGUUUCAUUAAUUGAAUUGGUACUUUCUACAUAUAUUCAAUUUUCAUUAGGUUGGAAAUUUUUAAUUAAAUUUAUUUCAUUUAUUACUAAAGGUUUCAAAGGUGCUUCAAUGGAUGUAUUAAUUUGUAUUUCAACAAUGACUACAUACAUUUUUUCAGUUCUUUCAAUUGUAUCUUCUGUAUGGUAUGGUAAGUCUGAAAAACCACCAAAAGUUUUAUUUGAUACUUUGGUUAUGUUAAUUGCAUUUGUUUCAUUUGGUAAAUUAUUAGAAAAUAAAGCAAAAGGAGCUACUUCAACUGCAUUAUCUAGUUUAUUAUCAUUAACUCCUUCAACAUGUACAAUUAUAGAUGAACAGUAUGUUGAAAAAACUGAAGAAAAUAAAGUUUAUCAAACAAAAACAAUUUCAAUAGAUUUAGUUCAACCUAAUGAUAUUGCUAUGGUAUUACCAGGUGGUAAAAUACCAGCUGAUGGAAUUAUAGUAUUUGGUGAGACUGAAAUUGAUGAAUCUUUAAUCACUGGUGAACCAUUACCAAUACAUAAAGGAAAAGGAGAUGUAGUUAUUGGAGGAUCUAUAAAUGGACCUUACUUAAUACACCUCAAAAUAACUCAUACAGGUAAACGAUCUCAAUUACAACAAAUAAUCAAUCUAGUUAAAGAUUCACAAAUUAAUAAAGCUCCAGUUCAAAGAUUUUCAGAUUAUAUAGCUGCUAGAUUCGUACCUUCAAUUAUUAUCUUAUCAUUAAUUACAUUUACAAUCUGGUUUAUAAUUUGUUAUACAUUACAUCCAGAUAAAUUGCCCAAAGUUUUUCAAAAUGAAGAAAAUGGUAAAAUUUUUGUUUGUUUAAAAUUGGCAAUUUCAGUUAUUGUAGUUGCUUGUCCUUGUGCUUUAGGUUUAGCUGCUCCAACUGCUGUAAUGGUAGGUACUGGUGUUGGUGCAAGAAAUGGUGUAUUAAUUAAAGGUGCUGAUAUUUUGGAAAAAUCAACUCUGAUUAACAUUUUAUUAUUUGAUAAAACAGGUACUUUAACAACAGGAGAAAUGUCAUUAGUUAAACAAGAACCAAAAUUGCCUAAUGGUUUAUCUAUGUCUGAUUGGUGGACAUUGAUCGGCUCAUUAGAAACAAAUUCUGAACAUCCAGUUGGAAAAGCAUUAACUAAAAUUGCAAAAGAAAAUUUAAAUAUUGAUUUUGAAGAUGAAACAGUCAAUACAGUAAUCAAGGAUGUUAAUAUAAUGAUUGGUUUAGGAAUUCAGGGUAGUGUUCAAAUUAGAUCAAAAAUGUAUAAUGUAACAGUUGGAAAUCAUAAAUUGAUUAGUGAGAAAUGUCCAAAUUUAGAGAUAAAAUCAUUAGAUUCAUCAAAUACAUUAUGUUAUGUUUUUAUAGAUGAUGAAUAUUCUGGCUAUGUUGAAUUAUCAGAUACGUUAAAAAAAGGAAGUUGGGAAGUCAUAAAUUAUCUUAAAAAUGCUGGUUAUAUUAUUGGUAUGGUCACUGGUGAUAAUAAAGGAGCUGCAAUUAAAAUAGGUAAAGAAGUUGGUAUAUCAGAGAAUAAUAUAUUUUAUGAAGUUUCACCAAUUAAUAAAGAUAAAGUAUUAACAAAUUUAAAAACCAAAUUUCCAACUUCAUCAAUUGCAUUUAUUGGCGAUGGUAUAAACGACGCACCAGCAUUAGCUAAAGCAGAUAUAGGUAUGGCUAUUUCAUCAGGUACAGAUAUUGCAAUUGAAAGUGCAGAUAUUGUAUUAAUGAAUAAUUUAUCAUCUGAUUUAAUGGGGGUUGUAAAUGCUUUACAAAUUUCAAACAAGACAUUUAAUAGAAUAAAAUUAAAUUUCUUAUGGGCUAUUUUAUAUAAUAUUCUAAUGUUACCAUUUGCUAUGGGUUGUUUUUUACCUUUAAAUAUUGUAUUACCACCAGUUGCAGCCAGUAUUGCAAUGAUGUUUAGUUCAUUAAGUGUUGUUUUUAAUUCACUUUUAUUGAAAAAUUAUAAGGCACCAAAAAUUGAAAUUAAUAAAGAUAGAGAUUACGAAUUAGGUAAUGACGAAGAUCAAUUUAAUUUAAAAAAUGGAACUAGGGAAGAAUUUGAAAAUAUAAAAAGAAAAAAUAGAGUUAAUUUUAGUGGGAAUUUAUUAAGGCGUCAAUAUAGAAAUACCACAUUGGUAAGUAAUAGUGAAUAUGAAUUAAUUUCAGGAAGGUGA
Messenger RNA from Insectozyma verbasci, 3345 nucleotides. The record is from the annotation of a GenBank genome assembly. NCBI's taxonomy places the organism in Eukaryota, Fungi, Ascomycota, Pichiomycetes, Serinales, Debaryomycetaceae.